GACAGAUGUUAUGCGAGGAAAGAAGGAUGUCACUGCUCUGGCGCAGGCUUGGCUGCAAGUUGAAGUACCUUGACAUCAAGCUCGCUGAUAUCACCGCUUUCGUCACAGACUCUGCUAGCUCGAACGUUUCUGCGAUGGAGGUGUUCCCGAAGGAUGAGAGUGUCAAGCACAUCUUCAGGAUUCCUUGUGUGGCACACGUCAUGGACCUCAUCCUUGAGGACAUCGGCGACAUUGACUGGGUGGCGACCCGCAUUGCUCAGGCGCGUUUGGUCACAAAGUUUUUCAAGCGUCAUAGCCACACUCGCGAAGUUUUGCAAGCUUUCACGACGAAGGCUCCGCUGCUUCCUGCCGAGACUCGCUUCGGUACGCAUGUGAUUAUGAUGCGACGACUUCUUCUGCUGCAAUCGCAUCUUAUGCAGGUGGUCGUUGAUGAUCGAUGGAAGGACACAGUUUGGUCAACGAAGAAGAUUCGAGACGACGACGCGGAGGUCACAGCAUGUGUCGAUGGUGGACAGCGACACGAGGCAGAUAAGCAAGAUUCUGCGUCGGUACGACGAGAUGAUCGCGCGUUGUUUGUCUGCAUAUGUGCCGCUUUGGAGAAGGACGAGCAGGACGCGCUGCUUGAAGUGUUUGACAGACGCCGCACCAUGUUCAAGUCGCCUGCUCAUGUUGCUGUCAUGAUGUUGGACCCCGAGUUUCGAGACCGCACAAUGCCAGAUGACGAGGAGAUGCAGCACGGUUUGAAACUCUCUCUGAUUCAGUUUGGGUACCCGGAACAUUCGGAUCAGCACAACGAGGUCCUCACUGCCAUUGACAAGUUCCAUUCCAGGGAGCCAGCGUUCGACGACGUGGCCAUGGACCGGACGGCGAGGAGCUAUUCCCAUCCAGCCUGUUUCUGGGAGUCGAAGGAGAAGAGGUUCCCGCACACGGCCUUCUUCGCUGGCAGGAUACUGCGUGUGUGGGCGACUGCGUCGCCUUGCGAGAGAGCUUGGUCCCGUUGGAGUUUCAUCCACUCCAAAUCUCGUAACAGAUURGAGGUGGCGCGGGCCGAGAAGCUCGUGCGAUGCCAUUGGAACCUUCGGCUCCUCGACAGGCAGGCUAUGUCGGACGAUGCUCCCAGUGAUAGGCCACAUCCGUAUGGGAGCUGGGUGCACUAYUGGCAGCAGGUGGAGGAGGAGGUGCCCACCGACCAGCAGCUUGUGGCAGACCGAGGAGCCCGUGUGACGGUCACGAAGGAGGAGUUGACGCAGGCGAGAGAGAGGAUGCGCGUCGUGUCCCGCAUGGGAGCCAUUCGUCGCUUGCGGGAGUCUGACAGGAGGAGGAAUCGUGGCGGCGGUCGCGGAGGUGGUCGUCGGGGCCGUCGCAGGCGAGGCGAGCGUGGAGGUCCUGGCGGGAGGCGUAGUGUCGCGAGUCGUGGAAGGGCAGUGAACGAGCUAGUACGCAAGCCUCGACAGCGAUGGGAUGAGGGAGACUUUUUGUACGAGAGCUCGUCCAGCGAUGACGAGGAUUUCUUCGGGACUGGCAGGCCUGCACAGGAUGGCGACAGCGAUUUCGACGACCGUCACCCGAACAUGGGCGACGACGAUGGCGCUAGUGGCGAUGAUCACGGUCUACCCCAUGUGUCACCGCCCAAGCCACAACAGCCUGCUGUCAUGGAGCAUGGAUCGGACGGGUUUGACGUGGCAGGAGGCAAUAUUGCCGAUAUGAUUACGAGCCCAAUGGUGUCUGCUAUGCCUAUAAUUUUUCGUGUUGGCAAACUACGYGAGGUGGCCCUUGGUUUGGCGGAGACGGCGACGCGACACCGCCGCGACGGUCAGCGCAGCAUCGCACAACGAAGUCUUUCUCAUUCGUCUGAUGGCGCAGAGGAAGGGUCUCCUGGUGGGCCAGUUGACACACUCGAAAGAGAAGCAAGACCCCCAAGUCCGCCGUCAAACUYAGAGCAUCAUCCGAUUGCCGCGGCUGUCGACGCAGAUGCGGGCGUCCCCGUCACAAACAGUGGCGCGGACGCGACAGAACAGCUUGUGGUUGGGUCAUCGGCGACAGCACGGCGCGACAGAGCCACUGUUUUGCCGACAGUGGCAUUCUAUGCUAGCGGGAAGAGUACUGGGGGGAUGGAUGAGCAGGGAGUCCGGAAUGUUGGCAGGCCAUCUGCACCGUCUAUGGGGAAACGAUCCAUUGGGAGUGUGGAUGGUGCUCGGCACACCGCCAUGGCAGAGUUUAAGGACCGACACGGGAGUGCUUURCCGACGAAGACGUCUGAUGUCCAUGCUACGAGAGCCGCAAAGGCGAGUCUUUCUCGGGCAAGGAAGAAGGCCUCGGCAAGGAAGGCGUCACGUUCAUCCUCACAUAUGCRUUCCCGAGAGAGAGGAUCGGGCGUUGUGCAUCUCGAGGACGGAGAGAUUGCACCUAACGCCGACGCAUUGGAUGUUGGAGGGAGGGAUGCAACAACGGCGGAUAUCGUCGGCAGGGAGGGCACAGGGAAUGCAGUGGCAGGUCAGAAGAGACGCGGCAGUGUACUUAUCGUCCACGACGACAGCACAGAUGUCGCCCCGGGAGAGACCACAGGCACUGAUGAUGCAGAGGGUUCCGAUUACGUACCCAAACCACGGGCGGCAGAUGGAGAUGAUGGAGGAGGGCGACGAGUGAGACCGAGGACACGACUCGGGCCGCAAGGGCAGCGAGCACAGGGCAUACCAUCUGCGAUGAUUCCUGCCCCCAUAGAUUGGCGAGCUCAAGCGCAGUGGUUGCUGCGCAAAAUGGAGGCCACUCUUCAACAGACGCACGGUUUCGUCGCCGAGGCCGGGCUCAGAUUUGGUGAACCGGCGGAACGCUAUGCGUGCCGCCUUACCUAGUAAAUCAUCAGCGUCGCUCGUGACAAGCCUCCGAGUCGGACAAAGCGGGCCUC
This is a messenger RNA of Chara braunii, 2905 nucleotides long. The record is from the annotation of a GenBank genome assembly. Lineage: Eukaryota; Viridiplantae; Streptophyta; Charophyceae; Charales; Characeae.